Abrus precatorius (Indian licorice) is the source of this 807-nucleotide messenger RNA. RefSeq lists its product as uncharacterized. Gene Ontology annotation, molecular function: zinc ion binding; nucleic acid binding. Bases 1 to 807 code for a protein of 268 amino acids. The record is from RefSeq and is a predicted model, not a curated record. The transcript is spliced from 3 exons. NCBI's taxonomy places the organism in Eukaryota, Viridiplantae, Streptophyta, Magnoliopsida, Fabales, Fabaceae.
AUGGCUGGGUUAGGAGGGAUGAUGCAAGGGUCGUUGCCAAUUUUUUACGGCAAGGUUUUUGAUGAUUGGCACAUUAAGAUGCAAGCCAUUUUCGGCUUCCAAGACGUUGCAGAAAUAGUGAAAGAAGGUGUGGCAGAGUUGAAUUCAAAGGCCACCGAGGAAGAUAGGAAGAACCACAGAGCACAACUGAAGUUGGAUAGUAAGGCAGCCACUGCUAAAGAAGCUUGGGAAAUCUUGGUCAAGACUUAUGGUGAAAGGGAUAAGAACAAGAAGGUAAGGUUGCAAACCCUGUGGCGGCAGUUUGAGUUUCUGACCAUGGAUGAGAAAUGUCGUGGACAAGAUCUUAAGGACUCAGCACCUAGGUUCGAUCACAUGGUUGUUGCUAUUGAGGAAACACGAGCUUUGGAAACUAUGGAGAUUGAGGAGCUGCAACAUUCAUUGGAGUCGCAUGAAUACAUAAUGAAUGAACGACGUAUUUGCCAAGAACAAGUCUUGGAAGCUUGUUCAUCAUACAAAGGAAAGGGAAAAAUGUUCAAGAAGUCAGGCAAGAGUAAUACCCAACAUAAAGAUUCACAAGAACAGAAAAAUGAAGGCGUGACUGAGUUUGGAAGACGCAAAAGUCAAAAGGCUAUGGCUAAUUCUGAUGGAGAAAAGGAGUGGAAAUUUAAUAAGACGAAAGUCAGGUGUUUUAAUUGUCAGAAGUUUGGGCAUUUUGCCAAAGAGUGUUGGAAGGGUGAUGGUGCAAAGAACAAACCCAAGAACCAAGCUCAUCUAACACAGACAGCACGUCUGACUCUGAAGAGGUGA